AGGAGGCGGCUGGAAGGACCGGGACCGUAACGGGGCCCCGGGCCCUCCCUGCCCGCCUCUUCCGGGGCCUGGCGCCGCCGCCACGCUCCCGGAGCCGCUCCCCGGGCUCCAAACCCCGCGGGGGCGCCGCUGGGGUAGGGCCGGGCUCGGCUCCCGGCCGCCUGCCGAGCUCGGCUCAUCACCACCAUCAGUAUCGCAGCUGUUCCAGAAGAUUUCAGCGUGCUCAAUGUGGAUUCGUUCACCAUGCAAGGAGACUCAGAAGGUAUCUAGAAGCCUUUUCCUCGCCAGUGCUUUAUUGACAGCACCCCAUGAAUUUGGGAAGAUACGAGUAUCCAGAAAUGCUGGUGAAUUGCUUCUCUUGGAUCUCUAGGUUCUGGUUCUGCUGACAGAAGGGUGGCAGCUAAAGUUGCUAGUGAAGAGUCAGAUCUCUGCUCCACCAGUGGCUUUCUAUCCUACACUGUGCCUUAAACAUGGAAACUGUAGAAAUGAAUAGCGUAUCCUUGAAACGUCCUCAUUCUGAGGAUGAUGUGGCUAAUGCAGACGAAAUUAAAAGACAGAAGAUCUCAGAGAAGUCUCAGACAGGGAACAACUCUGGGCAGAGCGUUGAGACUGUAAAAGAACAACCUGACAAAUCUCUGCUUGAGGACACGAAAAAUGAAAUAAUCCCCAAUGAGGAAGGUGAGGAGCAAGAAGAUGAGGAACUAGAGGACAGUGAUGAAGAUGGAGAUCCAGAGAGCUUUGCAGACAUGAUGAAGCAUGGACUGACAGAAAGCGAUGUUGGCAUAACUAAAUUUGUUAGCUCUCAUAAAGGGUUUUCUGGAAUCUUAAAAGAGAGAUACUCGGACUUUGUUGUUCAUGAAAUAGGCAAAGAUGGACGUGUGAGCCAUUUAGAUGACUUUUCUGUCCCAGUGGAUGAUGAGGUAAAUUCUGAGGUAAAGGACCCAUCGGAAGAAACAUUUACAGUUUUGUCAGAUGAAGACAAGCAGCGUUUAGAGGAGCUCCAGCUUCUUAAGAAUAAAGAAACUAGUGUUGCCAUCGAGGUAAUUGAAGACAGUAAAGAGAAAAGAACCGUCAUCCAUCAAGCUGUUAAGUCCUUGUUUCCUGGACUGGAGACUAAAACAGAAGAUCGAGAUGGAAAAAAAUACAUCAUUGCCUAUCAUGCUGCUGGGAAAAAAGCACUGGCAAAUCCAAGAAAACACUCUUGGCCAAAAUCUAGGGGAAGCUACUGCCAUUUUGUACUGUACAAGGAGAACAAGGAUACUAUGGAUGCCAUUAACGUCCUAUCAAAAUUUUUAAGAGUGAAGCCAAACAUAUUUUCCUACAUGGGAACUAAAGAUAAAAGGGCUAUAACAGUUCAAGAAAUUGCUGUUCUUAGAAUCACUGCACAAAGACUUGCUCAUCUGAAUAAAUGCCUGAUGAACUUCAAAUUAGGAAAUUUCAGUUACAAGAACCACCCACUGAAAUUAGGAGAGCUGCAAGGGAACCAUUUCACUGUUGUUCUCAGAAAUAUAACAGGGACUGAUGACCAGAUAGAGCAAGCAAUGAACUCUCUCAGGGAAAUUGGAUUCAUUAAUUACUAUGGAAUGCAAAGAUUUGGAACUACAGCUGUUCCUACAUACCAAAUUGGCAGAGCUAUUCUACAGAACAAUUGGAAUGAAGUAAUGGAUUUGAUAUUAAAACCACGACCAGGAGCUGAAAAGGGAUACUUAGUAAAAUGCAGAGAAGAAUGGGCAAAGACUAAAGAUCCAGCAGCAGCCCUCAAGAAACUACCUGUAAAAAGGUGCGUGGAAGGACAGCUUCUACGCGGACUCUUAAAGUAUGGAAUGAAGAACAUAAUCUCUGCAUUUGGCAUAAUACCAAGAAACAAUCGUUUAAUGUAUAUUCAUAGCUACCAGAGUUAUGUCUGGAAUAACAUGGUGAGCAAGAGAAUAGAAGAAUAUGGGCUUAAAGCUGUACCGGGAGAUCUCACGCUUAAAGGAGCCACAGCUGUUCACAUUGAAGAAGAAGAUGUUCAUAACUACACCAUCCAUGACGUUGUGAUGCCCUUGCCUGGAUUUGAUGUUAUUUAUCCAAAGCAUAAAAUUGGUGAGGCCUACAAGGAAAUGCUUGUAGCUGACAACCUUGAUAUCAACAACAUGAGGCAUAAGAUCAGAGAUUAUUCACUUUCUGGCGCAUACAGAAAGAUUAUUAUUCGACCUCAGAAUGUCAAUUGGGAAGUUGUUGCAUACGAUGAUCCCAAAAUCCCAUUAUUUACUACGGAUUUGGAUAAGUUGGAAGGAAAACCAUUACCAGUUCUUCCUACAGAUGGUAAGUUCAGGGCACUGAAGAUGGAGUUCUCCCUUCCCCCAUCCACCUACGCUACUAUGGCGAUUCGAGAAGUUCUGAAGAUGGACACGAGCAUAAAAAACCAGACACAACUGAACACCACCUGGUUACGCUGAAUGGGCUGCUAAAAUGUCUUAGCUUUUAACAUGUAUAAAGUGUUUUCCUAUUUACAUGUUCUGUACAAAUCUUAAAGAUUGCUAGUAAGAGAUUUGUAUUUUUUUAAGUUUUUAUUAGUGCAAGCAUUUAACUUCAGUAGUCAUUUACAAGAUGGUGGUUGUAAUAUAAUUACAGGUUUUAGUGACUGGUGCUUUUAAACGAACGAAUAAAGGCAUUGCUUGAGCUUUAA
This is a messenger RNA of Anas platyrhynchos (mallard), 2671 nucleotides long. RefSeq names its product pseudouridine synthase 7 (gene PUS7). Gene Ontology annotation, molecular function: pseudouridine synthase activity; RNA binding. NCBI's taxonomy places the organism in Eukaryota, Metazoa, Chordata, Aves, Anseriformes, Anatidae. Gene Ontology annotation, biological process: pseudouridine synthesis. The record is from RefSeq and is a predicted model, not a curated record. Gene Ontology annotation, cellular component: nucleus.